Mucor velutinosus is the source of this 3267-nucleotide messenger RNA. It is a transcript of the gene RRP8, whose product is annotated as 25S rRNA (adenine645-N1)-methyltransferase. NCBI's taxonomy places the organism in Eukaryota, Fungi, Mucoromycota, Mucoromycetes, Mucorales, Mucoraceae. The transcript has 7 exons. Gene Ontology annotation, biological process: phospholipid biosynthetic process. The record is from RefSeq and is a predicted model, not a curated record. Gene Ontology annotation, molecular function: phosphatidylserine decarboxylase activity. The coding region runs from base 1 to 3267 and encodes 1088 amino acids.
AUGCCAUCCAAUGUGUUGAUUGAACCCAAGCCAACAUCCAAACUGUCAAAAUCAUCGACAACAAGCAGGAAAUUCAGACUGUUUAAGAACCAUUCCAGAAGAAAACGGCCAAGAAGUGUCGAGACAAUCAAGCACCCGUCAAAUGAACAUGAUCAAGACUUGAAGAGGCAUUUAAGAUUGCGAAUAACAAUAGCUCAGGCAAGACAUAUCGCCCCAGAUUUGGAUACCUUUGUCAUUGUGCGAUGUUUGAAGCAUAGCCACAGAACACAUGUUGUCAGAAACUCAACAGAGCCUACUUGGUCUUGUUCAUUCGAUGUUCCAAUCAACAGCAUUACCAAAAGAAAGCAAUGGCGUCGAGGUAUCACCAUUAUUUUAUGUUCAAAGGAUAGAUUCAGAUCUCAGUUUCUCGGUCAAAUUCACUUGCCGUUUCCUGCUACUAAAGAGGAAGCGACGGCGGCUCUUUUCUAUGAUGAUGUUUACAAUACUUCCAACUGGCGCCCCGUCCAUCCCACCCAAAAUCAGCAGAGAAAACUAUCACUAUCCAGCACACCAAGACGAAGAGCCUUUUCAGAGUCUCUGGGCAGCGAAAUCAAUGUCAAAACUGGCCUUAUCCUGGAAGGCUUUGAAAAUGAUCAUUCGCAGGUGAAAAAUCAGAGAAUCAAGCAGGUUUGGAGGAAGCUUACCCAACAUCAUCAUAACCAACCAUCAAGCAACAUGACCAGCUCUGCUCCAACAACACCGGCAGUCAGAUCUGCCUCUUCUCUGCCGCCUGAAUAUGGAGGCUACAUAUCCAAGAGCAGCAGCAGCGGUACAAACACUCCCUCAGAUUACUUUAGCAGACAGCGACACUCACGACAAGCAUCCACGGAUGCCUUCCUAAGCUCUGCUGUCUCGACUCCACAAACCAUGUCGGAUUCAAGCUCUCGGAAACGACUGACUGCUCGCAGAAAGAAGAAGCAUGGCAUUGAGGGCAAAUUUCACCAGGAUGUAAUGGGUGUCACCUUUCUGGAGGUUUGCCAUGCAAAAGAUUUGCCGCCAGAGAGAAACUUGGCCCGUACUGGCUUUGAUAUGGAUCCGUUUGUUGUGGUUUCGUACGGCACAUCCACAUUUCGAACAAGUGCUGUACGACACAAUUUGAAUCCAGUGUGGAACGAGAAAUUAUUCUUCCACGUUCGACACCACGAAGCCAACUUCCACUUGAAAUUUACAGUGUACGAUAGAGAAAAGUUCUCGGGAAACGAUCUCGUUGCAUGGUGUCAGGUGCCGAUUCAAAAUAUCAUCAAACAGCACAAAGAGAUGCACUUUGCUGAUAAUCAAGAGGAAGAGGAAGAAGGUAUCGACAUGAUUGAAAAGGAAAUGGACCGCCUCACAUUUCCACUGCAGAUGGUGAACCCAGACAAAUGGAAAAACAAGCGGCCUACACUAACCAUUCGUGCAAAAUUCAUGCCGUAUGAGGAAAUUCGGAAAAUGUUCUGGCUCUCUUUGGCGAAGGCUUACGAUGCUGAACAUACCGGCACCUUGAGUCGAUUGCAAGUGCAAUCUAUGCUGGAGACCAUUGGAUCAACCAUCACUGAGGCCACCAUUGAUAAGUUUUGGUCAAACAACGGAAAAGACCCCAAGAAUGAGGCUCAAGAGAUCACACUGGAAGAGCUGGUCAAUAGUUUGGAAAACUACAUGAAGGCUGAAGCAGAGUACAAUGACAACUGGUCCAGUCCCUCUUUGACCCCAUCAGCUAGUGGCGAUAAUAUGGAGACGCUUGGCUUGGAUAUGAUGCGAAUGACUAUGAAGCAGGACGAAGAUGAAGAAGAUGAAGACGAGGAAGAUGAUGAAGAAGAUGAAGAUGAAGAGGAUGAAGAAGAUUGGAAUGGGAUUGAAGAAGAAGAAGAAGAAGAAGAAGAUGACGACCAGUUGCCUUUUGGCGUAUUGAAUCCUGAAAUAUUUGACUACUCAUCUAUGCCUACAACACCUGCUACGGGGGAACAACAGCAGCAACAAUUAACCGACGUUGAUCUGGCAGAAGCUUUGAUAAAAGAAGAGAAUAGCAUGAUGAAACGACUGCCUACAACAUCCAAUGGUAGCAGCAUGUUAAGGCAACACUUUCCUUCACAUCGUCGCACAGCAGUAGAAAAAGUCAUCCGCCUCAAGGAAUGUCCUAUUUGCCACCGUCCUAAUCUUGGCAGAAGAUCUCAAAUGGAUAUCAUCACGCACAUAGCCACCUGUGCAGCAAAUGACUGGACAACGGUAGACCGAUUUUUAAUGGGGAACUUUUUGACAGAGGCUUAUGCCCAAAGAAGAUGGUUUGUCAAGCUUGUUCGCAAGGUUGGUUAUGGAAAGUACUCCCUUGGCAGAGACAAUGCCAACAUUAUCAUUCAGGACAGACGAACAGGCCAACUAAUUGAGGAGAAGAUGAGCGUCUACGUACGACUUGGCAUGCGACUCGUGUACAAAGGCAUGAAGACCAGCAUUCAGUCCAAAGGUGCUCAGCGUAUCUUGACCAAUUUGACACUCAAGCAAGGUCGCCGCUUUGAUUCACCCAAUUCGGCAAGAGAAAUCCCUGGUUUUAUCAAAUUUCACAAAAUUCAGUUGCAUGAAGUGUGGAAACCAGUGUCCAGUUUCAAGACGUUCAACGAGUUCUUUUAUCGCAAGCUGAAGCCAGGCGCCAGACCAACUGAUUCACCUGAAGAUCCAACAGUGGCUGUCAGUCCUGCAGAUAGCCGAAUGACAGCAUUUGAUUCAGUAUCAGAGGCAACUCGUUUGUGGAUCAAGGGCAUUGAGUUUAGUCUCAAGAAACUGUUGGGCGAUCCAUGCGGUGCCAAGGAGUUGCAGGGAGGUCCACUUGCUGUGUUUCGAUUGGCACCUCAGGAUUAUCAUCGCUUUCAUUCACCUGUGGAUGGCGUUGUGACAAAGGUUAAGCAUAUUUCAGGGCAGUACUAUACCGUCAAUCCCAUGGCCAUUAGGACAACUAUCGAUGUAUUUGGCGAGAAUGCUCGCACCAUUGUUUGGAUGGACUCCAAACAAUUUGGCAAAGUCGCCGUUGUUUGUGUGGGUGCCAUGUUGGUUGGAUCUAUUAUUAUCACUGCAAAAGUGGGUAGUGAGCUGAAGAGGGCUGAUGAAAUGGGCUACUUUGCGUUUGGUGGAUCCACUUUGGUGGUAGUGUUUGAAAAGGGGAAAAUGAAUUUUGACCGGGAUUUGCUGGGGAAUUCAGACAGAACAGUAGAAACACUGGUUCAAGUCGGCAAUCAUAUUGGCAGAUUGCCGCCGCAAUAA